AUGUUGAAGUGGACGGUUACAAAGCGUUCGGAAGCUAACGCAAAAAAUGUGCUUCCACAAGGCAAAAUGUUGUUGCAGCAGAGACACCAUGCAAGACGUUCGUUGGGCGCGUUAAGUGAGCGUUUGGCGACUGUCACUACUGACGGCACUGUAGUGAAUGGUGGAUCGAGGAAUAAGAAGGUGCGUCGAUCACUGGGAGGCUCGAUCCAUGAGGUUUGUGCAAACUACGACAAAGAAAAUCAGUGUAUCACUUCGACGCCACAUCCGGGAGUAGGACGCACUGUUGGCUCGCCUUACUCCAUGGCAUUGCGUGAUGUUAGCAACAUUACACCGAACACUACACCAUGUCGUCCAUCAAACACAACGCCGCAGAGUCGCAAACGGGCAUUAGCAGUUUCACCAGUGUCGGGUGUACUUAAGCGAAAAGAACACGUGGACAGUGCACGUGAAACAUACGCUACGACGCUACCCACCUUCGACAUCGAGUAUUCGCCGUGUGGAGUGAAGGAUGUUCCGUUCCUGGCACUUCGCGGACUGGGACUGACAGAAUUCGACAAACCUGGACGAUACUUUCCUACCGAUGAGGAGGGGCCCUCUGCUAAGCGUGUAAAAACUUUCAUUAAACCGUUGUCACUUGUCGAUGACCUUCCUUUGCAACCUACGGAGGAUAAAUUGAACCCAUGUUUAACUCCGCUAUCAUCGCGGUUGUCUGAAUUGCGGUUUAAUAAAAUAAAUUUCAAACGACCUCUCUCGGUGGGCAAAACGAUCAAUAGUUUGCCUCAGCCAGCGCCGCCACCUCCACCACCGUCGUCCACUGAAAACAUGGAGGAGUCCGAACUGUCUCUUAAUUCUUCGGAAAUGGGUGAUCUAACGCUCGACAAGAUGAUUGACGCCAUACUGGAAAGCGCCAAGAAGGACAGCAGAUGGGCAACGCCACGCCCGAAACGAUCGUUGAGUGUGAAAUCAAAACAAUCGAAAGGAUCUUCACCCACCUACACGCCCGCGGACGAUCCGGCUGCUGAUUUGUAUCUUGAACAACGGUGUCAUCCUCGGAUGUGUCGGCAGGACGGAGAAACGACAAUCAUCCUCGAAGAAACGGCUAGCCAGAUCAACGAAAGAGAGGUGAAAACUCCUGACACUAAGCAAGAACCGCAACGCACGGUGUCUGCAAGCGCCGCGAAGGUAGACUACUUUCGCCAAUCUCUGAACAAAGUCGUGGCGGCUAGCCCUCUUGAUGCGGCGUGUCACUUGCGACGCCAGAAGGCGGUACGAAGAAAGCACAAGCUCGAAACUGUUGGCAAUAGUGCAAAAGUGGGCACGCAACAGAAUGAAGCUACUACACUCGAGGAAUGUCAGACGGCAAGUCCCGAAACACCGUACAUGCUUUGCAAUCAGUCGAAGCUCAGCCUGCUGAAUAUGAUGCAAACUCCGGUUCGCGAUGAUCCACUAAGGCUGGAACCAGAAAAUCCAUCACACCAUAUCUUAUCGGCAAACGCAACACCCGACAUUCGCUCCAUAGAUUUGCAGGGCACUUCAACUCCAACCGGAGGAUCGAUCGAGAAGAGUCGCAAAUGUUUGACCUUUUCCCCUACGCUCAGUGAGGAUUCGAUAGAAAAACGGCGUUCAGUAGCAUCGUCUACGAAUUCAAGAUGUUUCAGAACGAGCACGUUAACAGGAUCUGCGAUCGGUACUGGUGUCUGGCGAGGCACACUAGAGCUUAACAUUUAUCUUGAGCAGGACCGGCGACUGCACGUACACGUUAUCCGUUGUAAGGACCUUCAGCGUAAUACUUCCACUAGUAGCACUGCCGGAAGUAAUGCUAUUAAUGCGUACGUCAAGGUGGCACUGAUAAGCCAGACAGGCUCUCAAACUUCUCAAAUGGAUAUAGGCUUUCAACGAACCACUGUACACAGGAACUCGAGCAAUCCAUGCUACGAUCAGCGCUUCCAGUUCGAAACUCAUCCAAAUGACGAGCGCCGUAUACAGCUAGCCGUGUGGCAUCGCGACCGAGAGUACAAGCGAAGUGAAUUUCUAGGAUGCAUGUCAUUCCCAAUAAAAAAUGUUAAUAUACAGGGCAUUAAUGGAACGUACCGUCUGCAGCCGCAAUCCUGUCUGACGAAUCCGACUACACCGAUACAAGAAACAAUGUGUGAAAAUUCACAAUCGAGCAUGGAAGAACUAAUGAAUGCUGAAGAUAGCAGUAGCGCAAAGGCCACUAGCACGGUUACCUCCACAACGGCGUCUUUGGUUGCUGGAGCUACUGCUGGAACCACUGGCCAAGCGGGGGGCGAACCAAUCAGCCUCAGUAAAAAAGCAAUUCACCAGCGCGAUGCAGAUGAGAAUCUGUUUUUACGCUUUUUGGAACUUGACCCAUCACCCGACGCAUCGCUAGCGACCAGCACCGGCGUGGGCCAAACUACACCAGCUACGCCGCGCCGUAGCUCGAUCGGUGCCGGUGCCGGUUCUCUGAAACCAAUAACAGGAUCAACGUCGUCCGGACGCACACCAUUCACCAUCACAAAGCGGUUGGCGAGAACGGGUGAUCGAGGGUUCGGGUUUUCCAUCGUUUGGACUCAUCCACCCAGAGUGGAAAAGGUGGAAACAGGCCUGUCGGCGGAUCGGGCAGGAAUUUUGCCCGGUGAUUAUGUGGUGUUCGUCGAUAAGCACAAUGUGGUUACAAUGCCCGAACAGGAUGUGCUAAAUCUUAUACGCACGCAAGGCAACACGCUGCUGUUGGAGAUUUUUCGACGUCCACAGUCGACGGGAGGCCUGCAGAUACAGAAUCGUACAAACGGUUUGCGCAACAUGUCAUCUGGACAGGCUCCGGUAUUGAACCUUGGAGGAAUCACAAACAGCACGGGGAACAUUACUUCCCUCAACGUGUCGACCGGCGGUGCCCUGGCACACCCAGAAGACGGAGAGCCAUUUGCAAGGACAUCGCCGUCCCCUUUCGGUGUGGCACGAUCAUCCACAGCGUGUUCGAAUAUUUCGAUUGAAACUGCUAAGCGAAAGCUUCAUCUACCACAGGUCACCUUUAGUAAAGAGUCAAUUGUCCAGCAAUAUCCUGACGACCAUCGUCGGAAGUUCCUCUAUCAGUUGAUUAGUCGUGAGCAGCAUUUUAUAAAUGCCAUCAACUUUGGCAUUGAGCGAUUUGUCAAUCCACUACGCGAACGAAAAGACUUAAUCUCACCGAACGAUCACAAAAUCCUGUUUCAAAAUAUUGACGAGCUAUCUCGCAUUUCGGAAGAUAUACUGGAGCAAAUAAUACAGGAUGAGACCGAACCACAAAUCCAUUUCGCUUCCCGCGUUUAUUUAUCCAAAAGCACAGCACUUUGUGCCGCUUACCGGAAGUAUUGCAAUGGACUGAAGAAAGCUGAUUGUGUAUUGGUCAACAAGUCAAGAAAUUCGAACUGUGAUUUUAUGAAAUUCAUUACGGAGCCACCGGUACCAAGGAAACGUCCAGAUCUAACUACAUUCAUACAUCGACCGCUGCAGCAUUUUAGGGAAAUUUUAAAAUUAGUGCAAAUGAUAGCGUCCCAUUGUCGUGUAGAUAGUGAAGAACAUAAUAAUUUCAACAGUAUCAUUAGCGAAUUACAGGCCGCGUACCGUGAAAUAACCGUUGGCGGAGGACUUAUGGAACCGAUCGGCGAGGGACGUCCGUUACUAACACUGCAGGAUCUAGAGGCCCGAAUGGUGUUCACGAAAUGCAAACCAUUCCAGUUGGCGUCCCAUGGACGGCAGUGGAUUUUUGGUGGAGAUCUGUCACGCGUUGAGGGACGCUCUAUAAAGCCGUACUGGACACUGCUGUUUAGUGACAUCCUGCUGUUUGCUAAAGUGAGUCGAGACCGAGUGCUUUUUAUCACCGAGGAACCGAUAGCGUUGUCUACGAUAACUGACUCUUGUUUCAAUAUUCGCAAAAAAGGGACCGAGUUUCGAAUAACAGUUGAUCCGAAUGGCAGACAGAUUGAGAGCCCAACAGUACAUUGUGCGCCGGAUCUAACCCGGACACCGAAAAAAAAUUCCAAAAAACGCUACAUUGUGCUUCGGGCACCAUCGACAGAAUUGAAAGCAGUCUGGCAGAAUUUGUUAACUAGGCAAAUCUUUUUAGUAAAUGCCACUCUAGGCUCAACACCCAUGAGCAGUCCUCUUGAUUCCCCGGAUAUAUUGCAAUCGUUCGUACCAAUAAGCGAUAUCGGAGCAACGGCUACAUCGGCGUCAUCGGUCAAGGUGCCAUCGUUGGAUGGCCUUCACCUAAAAAACCAACAGUCAAGACUGAGCAGAGUUCCGAAGCAAGUCGAAGAGCUUAUCGAUGAAAAGUGUAGAAAGCUCAAUAAAACUGGUGUACCGCAGGGCAGCGCUCUACACUUGGCGCAGUGGAUGAAAGGUCAGCUGAAUAAACAGAUCAUCGAAUCCGAUCCUAUAGAUUCCGAACCCGAGCAGUUGGUAGAAGAUUGGUCGGUGGAGCAAGUGACUAACCGAUCGAAAGAACUAAACCUGGUCGAUUCUGACGGAAGCCCGUACAGAUCCGCUUCCCAAUGCAAUGGCGCUAGUAACGGGAUGGUGACGAAAAAUAACAGCACCGGCACCGCCAGUCAACCGCCAGCUGACGACAAUUCCGCGUUCGAAGAUGAUGAUGAUAAUAAGAGCGUUUCUAAGAGCACAACAUCCGACAGUCAAAUAACAGUGAGAUCAAGCCCUUUAAGCAACAAGUUGGACACGAUAUCCAUGUGCCGGCAGUGUUUGAAAAAUUGCAAAAGCCGCUUAAACUCACCGAGCAGCAACUCUUUAACCGUGCAGCACAGCCACAGUACUACUCCUUCGAAUCGUUGCUGUGUGUCAAACUCCACCACAGGCAGCAGCCUUAAUAAAAGUCCAAAUUCAAUGUCAAGCGUGUCCUCGUCCAGCACGUUGACCAUGCGUGGAAGAGCGGCGGCUCAGGAAGUUGAUUGUUCGACCCAAGAAACGAUGCCUGAAAGUACAGCCUGCUUCAAACAGGCGUCCAAUAUGGUUCAGGGGAAACAAACAGCGGACAACGUUCGACAUCUUCAACUGUCGGUGAACGGCAACUAUAAAACCAUGUGCCAAACACCAUGCCAUUGCAAGUGCACGCCAAAGGAUUUCGAAAAAAGUACCCUCAGUCCUGACGAGCUACUACACGAACGGGUUAAAAUAUUGGAUAAUGUUUGUGAAACAGGCGCCACCAAUGUAACGAUCCAGCAGGGUAAGGAUAGUAGCAAGAUGAAUGGUUACCCGGCAAGCGCUAACCCUGCGUUGCGGGGACGAGUAGAGCACAACACCGGCAAUCGGGAGGAAAGCAAAAUAGAAUUUAAUAACAACGUGGACGAUGACACCGAGUGGUCACUGAUGGGGUUGAUUGGUUUGGCUCAAAUCAACCCGGCAGCAUCCUUAGUACAUAUGGAUCCCUUCGAAGCAUUACCUACCAUCGCUGUAGUACCACCGACACCGGACGCUUUGGGUAAUGCGGCUGCGUAUACACGGCAAUCAGUGCCACCUUCACCAUGGGCCACCAUCGAAAGAAGCCAACUGCAGCUGGCCCCAAGCAAUCUGUGCUCGACGCAUGAGGGAACCCUCAGUGAUGAAUAUUCACCGGAUAAUUCACCAGAAGACGAGAUAGCCGAACCACCUUACCGUGCGUUAAAUCCAGGUUUGAAGCGGUACGGAACUAUAUCGAGCCUGGAACGAGUGCCCUCGGAAGAUACGGACGACAACAAGACAUACUCCUCAGAGGAGGAUUCUGAAAGUGACAUAAAAAUAGUGACCAAAGAAGUAUACGACAAUAAUACGCAAACGUUUCUGAACUGGACGACGAGAGCAGGUAACUUUAUCGAGGAGUCUCGCGCCUUUAUUGAUCGAUAUCUUGGACGGCGUGACAACAGCACGGAGGAGGCAGAAGCAAACGAUGACGAUUGGGAAAAAGGUCGGGAAAAACGCACCGGCGAACAGCAUGCUGCCGGCAGUGGUGGUGACGAGGAGGAAGCGAUCGAAGGCGAAACAUCGGCCACCUCUGGGGAGGAAGUUUGGGGCACACCUACCAGUGGGGGUGAAAAUGACGAUAUGCAAAUAUUUGGAAGUAUUGAGCAAACGCACUCGUCUCCGACCAAGUCGUCUUCAUCGUAUACAGGCGACGAUGACACUGAGCUAAUGAUGGAUGAGCUACUGAUGGCGCCUCCGAUGACAGCUAGUGCUGUCCGUGGACUUCUCCCAAGAAGAAAGCUUGAGCCACUGUUCGAAGAGGACAGUGAGAGCGCCGAGUCAGACGAUGACAGUAAACCACUCAGCGGUCGAGAUCACCAGGGGCAAGCUUCGGCAAAAAAUCCUCCGGUUUAUGCGGAUUUAAACGAUUCCACCGGUACCGAUUCGGUAAGUACGACGCCGUCAUCGACCCCGCUGGCAGAGAAGAGCGAGACGAUCAAGACUACCACUCCCGACGAAAACUAUGGGAGUGCUGCUGACAGAUGUUAUGCAUCUGUGCAGCUCCCGAACACCGGGACACGUUGUGCAAGCGAUACCGGUCGUUUCGCCGACAAGGCAAAUGUACCGAUCGGGCUCAGUCCAAGGCUCGAGAUGCGGUUGGCGCUGAAUCACGACAUUCUCGGCGACGAAGAUCUCCUCACCUACAGUCCUGGGCCGGACCUGACGGCAAUUCUCGGGCGCGACCUCUCCACAUACCAUCGGAUGAGUGGGAAGGACAUUAUCAUGAAUCGUAUCGUGACGCGCGUGAGCAGCUACAUGAACAUUCAGACGGCGGUGACGUCGACCCCGCCGCCGGCACCCAGCAAAGCGAGUGCGGUGGAACCCCACGGCUCCACGGGCAGCCCAGCUAUGAAAAACGGAAUGAGCUCAUCAUAUCAGCAAAACAAUUCAAAGAUGGAUACUCCUAUACUUCAUCGUCGAAAAGCUACCGCCCCAGCAGCUACCUGGAGCAGUUUUGGGUUUGCGGAUCGAGAAGAAAGGACUCUGUCGGACCUGGAACGUUUGGCGAGGCGGGAGAAAGUUUACUGUAUGACCCAGCUCAACCACAACGCAUCUCAGCUGAAACGAGUAGCUAGCUUCAAUACAACUACGAAACACACCAGUAAGCUGUUCAACUUUUUGUAUCGACGCAACUCGGAAAACCAACUGGCCGGACUUUUCACUUCGAAGGAUAGUGCGGAAGAAAGUUCCACCUGCCAUUCCGACUCGAGCCGUUUGAAUUCGCCCCGGAAGGAAACGGUUAAGUCGCUUGAUCGAAGGUUUUGGAAGCAGCUGAGCAAAAGGCGACGUGCCAGUUACCAUGAAGAGCUCACAACGGGUGCAUCAUAA
This is a messenger RNA of Anopheles maculipalpis, 7323 nucleotides long. RefSeq lists its product as uncharacterized. Lineage: Eukaryota; Metazoa; Arthropoda; Insecta; Diptera; Culicidae. The transcript is spliced from 20 exons. Gene Ontology annotation, cellular component: nucleus; plasma membrane. Gene Ontology annotation, biological process: signal transduction. Gene Ontology annotation, molecular function: guanyl-nucleotide exchange factor activity; protein binding. The record is from RefSeq and is a predicted model, not a curated record. The coding region runs from base 1 to 7323 and encodes 2440 amino acids.